CUGGGUUCCGGCUAGUUCCGGUUUCGGAGAAGCUAGGAGUGGCGGGUGACAGAAGCUAGAGGUGUAGUGACAGGGGUGUGUUGUUAGUGCGUAAGAGCGCUGAUAGGGGUGAGUGAGAGAACAGCACAGAGGGCUGGUGGGGAGUUACGAACAAGUAGGAAACAAGCUCACGGGCACCCAAAGGAAGAGGCCAAACAUGCCGCGUUUCGGUGCAGGGGAAAUCUCAGCCGGAUUCUCACAUAAACCUGUUAUGAAUGGAGUACAGCGCUGCGAGAACGGGGCACUAAAAAAUGGAGUAAUAGCAGUGGAGAAGGUAUUUGUUUCACAGGUCCAUAAUGGGGGUUUGUAUAAGAGACCUUUUAAUGAAGCAUUUGAAGAGACCCCAAUGAUAGUGGCCGUUCUCACUUACAUGGGCUAUGGCAUCCUUACUCUGUUUGGGUACCUAAGAGAUUUCCUCAGAAGUUGGAAGAUUGAAAAGUGUCACAUUGCCACUGAAAGGGUUGAACAGAAGGACUUUGUGCCACUUUAUCAAGACUUUGAGGAUUUCUACACCAGGAAUCUAUACAUGCGGAUCAGGGAUAACUGGAACAGGCCAGUUUGCAGUGUUCCUGGAGAGAGAAUAGACCUUAUGGAGCGCUUUACUGAUGACUACAACUGGACAUUUAAGUUUACAGGCAGAAUGAUUAAGGGUGUAAUAAACAUGGGCUCGUAUAACUAUCUGGGAUUUGCGCAGAACACUGGAUUGUGUGCCGAUGCAUCAGCACAAGCUCUGAACCAGUAUGGAGUAGGAAUGUGCAGCACACGGCAGGAAAUUGGAAAUAUGGAUAAACAUGAGGAGUUAGAACAUCUAGUUGCGAAAUUUCUUGGUGUGGAGGCUGCAAUGGUAUAUGGAAUGGGCUUUGCCACAAACUCAAUGAAUAUCCCAGCACUAGUUGGAAAGAGCUGCUUAAUCCUCAGUGAUGAGCUGAACCAUUCCUCUCUGGUACUAGGAGCCCGUCUUUCUGGCGCCACCAUUCGAAUUUUCAAGCAUAAUAACAUGCAAAGUUUGGAAAAGCUGCUGAGAGAUGCAAUUGUACAGGGCCAACCACGGACACAUCGGCCGUGGAAAAAAAUCCUUAUUGUGGUUGAAGGAAUCUACAGUAUGGAGGGCUCCAUAGUCAGACUGCCUGAGGUUAUUGCUCUGAAGAAGAAGUACAAAGCCUACCUCUACUUGGAUGAGGCACAUAGUAUUGGGGCUUUGGGACCCAAUGGUCGUGGUGUAGUUGAUUUCUUUGGUCUGCACCCCAGAGAUGUGGACAUCAUGAUGGGAACUUUCACAAAAAGCUUUGGGAGUGCAGGGGGAUAUAUCGGGGGCAGCAAGGCUCUAAUUGAUUACCUUCGGGCUCACUCUCACAGCGCUGCAUAUGCCACUUCCAUGUCCCCACCAGUGGCACAACAGAUCAUAAGCUCUAUGAAAUGCAUUAUGGGAGAAGAUGGAACUAUAGUAGGCCAGAAUCGUGUGGAACAGCUGGCAGAAAACACAAAGUAUUUUCGCCGCCGACUUACUGAAAUGGGAUUUAUUAUCUAUGGAAACGGUGACUCCCCAGUAGUACCUCUGAUGUUGUAUAUGCCAGCCAAGAUUGGUGCAUUUGGCAGAGAAAUGCUGAAGAGAAAUAUUGGGGUAGUGGUAGUGGGAUUCCCGGCAACUCCAAUAAUUGAAUCCAGAGCUCGAUUCUGUGUAUCUGCUGCCCACACAAAGGAGAUGCUUGAUGCGGCCUUGAGAGAGAUUAACGAGGUGGGAGAUCUCCUGCAACUGAAAUAUUCUCGUCAUCAUUUUGUACCUUUACUGGACCGACCUUUUGAUGAAACCACAUAUGAGGAGAGUGAGGAUUAAUAUCCGAUGGAGAAGUGAGGGGGAGGGAAUCUGUGCCAACCAACAGGACACUUCUAGAAUAUGUAUACACCUUUCCAGCAUCCCAUGCUGUGAGGGCAACUACAAUCUCUCCUUCUAUACACCUCUGUCUUCGAUUACUUCUUGGAUGGAGAGGAGGUGCCGUUUUAUAGAUAUUUACCUUUUUUCUAUUAUUUAUUUGGAAACGGGACCAGUGACAACUCCACGUCAUUAAGCUUGAGGUCUUCCUCACACUAACCUUCAGCACUGUGGAUAAGAUUUCUUGGCAGCUACUCAAGUCGAUUUUACUUAUGGUCAUAUGUAUGUAACGUACUUGCACAAAGUAUUGAGAUACAGCGCAACUCUCACACUGGUGAUUCCUCCUGUCCUUUCAUUUUAAAAACCUUUUAACCAUACCUCUGCCAGAGCUGUUAGCAAUUAGUUGCUGUACCCGCUCUUGGAAUGCUUUAAUUUGAAAAUGUUAACAGCAUAGGUGCUACUUAAUAUGCUGUAUGUAGGACUGGGGUUUGCAAUACCACUGCUGUCGGGUACUCUGGCACAGAUUGGCUGGAUAGCUGUUUCUGAAAUCAUGCUUGUCACUUUUUUGCCAAGACCAAUGUAUCUGCGUACUGUUUAAUGAGAUCCAUAUUGGGGGAAUUAAUUGGCACUGCAGACUGCAGGGGGGGCUUAAUUUUACUAAAACAUCUGGGACCAUACAGAUUGUUGUCAUGGACACAUGGACUUCUCUGCCAUCUUUAGACAAAAAGAAGCUAAAAUAAAUAAAUAUAUAGCCUGAAAUAAUUAUUAAUGUUACAGGCUGCAAUAUCAGACCAUACUUUGCAUAAAUGGAGGAUGUUGAGAUCAAAUAAUUUGCAGAUGUAUGAAUAGAAUUGCUUUCCUUGGCCAGUGUAAGUUCUGAUUGGAUGAUAUGGGUUCUGAUGUUUACUUGUGCAAAUGGAACGUUUCUAAUGUUUGCUAAAGCUUUUUUUCUAAAUGUACAUUCCGGCAGUUCUGAAACAAACAUUUAGAAAAUCCCCCGUUUAGCUUAUCUAAGCCCUGCAGUCUCUUGUUCACCUGAAUCUCUGAAAUGGCCUUAAAGUGUAUGUUUUUGGUAUGAAGUUCAAAGUAACUGACCCGAAAGAAUGCAGACUUGUAUGUCCCUUUUAUGCGAUAAUACCUUAACGUUUUUUAUGUUCAUUACUUUUUGGUAAUGAUUUUGAGAAAUUAUCUUGUUAACGCUCCAGCUCUUCUAAAACAGUAUGUUAUGGAUGUUAUGGCACACAAGUCAAAGUGAAAUAUCUGAUUUGUGAGAUUGUAAGCUGCUAAAAAAAAUAAAAAUCAAAUUAUUUUUUGUG
This is a messenger RNA of Xenopus laevis (African clawed frog), 3225 nucleotides long. RefSeq names its product serine palmitoyltransferase, long chain base subunit 2 L homeolog (gene sptlc2.L). Gene Ontology annotation, molecular function: pyridoxal phosphate binding; serine C-palmitoyltransferase activity; transferase activity. Bases 197 to 1873 code for a protein of 558 amino acids. Gene Ontology annotation, biological process: ceramide biosynthetic process; sphingosine biosynthetic process. The transcript has 12 exons. NCBI's taxonomy places the organism in Eukaryota, Metazoa, Chordata, Amphibia, Anura, Pipidae. The record is from RefSeq and is a predicted model, not a curated record. Gene Ontology annotation, cellular component: endoplasmic reticulum membrane; serine palmitoyltransferase complex.